AUGUCAAGGGCUCCCAUUUUUAUUAAAAAUCUUCUAAAGGGAAACCAGGUCUGGAAAAUGCACAUUCGGGUUGUUGAUAUGUGGAUUGUUAUUGAGAAAAAUGGAUCUCAACACCUUGAAGCCGUUAUUCAGGAUGCAAAGGGUGAUAAGAUUCACGUGACCACUUGGGGAAAAGACUUCCAAGAUUGGGUUGAGGUUGUCACGGAGCAUGGGACGUACUACCUUUAUAAUGGAGAGCCAGUUGAGAACGAUGGUCCUUUCAAGGUGUGUUUUAACCCACUCAAACUCAUAUUCAAUGGAGGGACUACCAUGACGAAGGUGGCGAUACCUGAAAUUCCUACUCACAGCUACAGUUUUCACCCUAUUGAGAACUUUCUCAAAGGAGACUUCAAACAUGACCACUUAUAUGAUGUUAUUGGUGUAUUACAAGAUGUUUUAAAGACCCAAACGGGAGGUGGUGGUAGGAAAUCUUGCGUCAAUGUCACUAUAAGUGAUGUCAACGGCAAUGUGAUUGAGCUGGUGUUAUGGGAAGAUUACGGCAAACAGUUCAUCAACUACACUACCCCUAACAACUUUGCUGGUCCUACUAUUAUCGUAUUGACACAUGCAUGGUGCAAGCCAAAUACAUUGUUUGUGUCGGGAUUACCAUGUCUUUCCAACGCAUGGAACGGUUCUAAACUUUACAUCAACUUGGAACAUCCACAAGUAGAUGAAUUCAAAGCUAGUUUUGGUUCCAACUUACCUGCCCCUUCCCAAUCAUUGACUGCUGAUUCAUCUGUUCAAUCUGCUAACAAUUUCUGGACGAAAUUGUCCGAGGUGAAGAGUAUCCGUGCAGUAUCUGAAUUCGGAAGGGUGUUUGGAUGGUAUUUUGAAUCAACUGGAAAUACCGAUGCUGAACGUGUUACCAAAUUCAAACUUGAAGUGGAGGUGGAAUAUGAUAACCAUAAGGGGAUCUUUGUUUUUUGGGAUAAGGAUUGUAUCCCUUUUACUAAAUUGACUGCUCAUGAAUUAAGAGAAAUUAUGAAGAAGGCUGGAGAGGACAAUCCUAAGAUAUGGCCUACUCACCUGGACGUUCUCUUGAAUAGACAAAUGGUUUUUCGUAUCAAGUAUCAAUCACAAUUCAGACGAUUCUCUGUCGUGAAAAUACUCAAUGAGGACGGCCUUUACAAAAGGUUUGACAACUACCUCACACCAAAUGAAGGAGCUAAUGCUGCUGUUAUGGAAGUGGACACAACUUCUCCAACUCUUAAUCCAAACCAAACUUUUAGAGACAUUGACAUUUCACUUUUGCAACAACUCAAUCUAGGGGUGGACAGAAAUCAACCGUCCGACGUAAUCCGACCGGUCCGAUGGAAGAUUUUGGAAGCGGAUCGGAUUGAGUCGGUUUGCGGAGCUCCAGCAACUUCCAUACCAGGUCGGGGUAGGCCUAAGAAUCACUAUGGAAUUCCAAAUAUGGCUAGGAACUUGACCAGAAAGUUUCCUAUACCAGCAGCGGAUGGUAAUGCCACGGAGAAUUUCAAUCCAAAUGUGAUCAUAGAAGUUCCAGCUCUGGCAGAUCAACAACCGUGUCAUUUAAACCACGUGUCGUAUUCCAGAACAAAACCACGAUGUGCAACAGUUCCCAAACCAUCUAGAGGGAGGCCUAGAAAACAAUUGCCCGAUCCAAUUAUGCCAUUGGGUUUAAAUAGAGAGCUCAACAUCCAUACCAUGAGUCUGGCGCAGUCCACUGCAACUGUUACACCCCUUGCAAGGAAUGUGUUUACAACAUCAGCACCUGCAGUUGAAAUAGGUAUGGAAAGAAACCAGGCUGUUAAUAACAAGGUGCCGUCGGUGUCAUAA
Vicia villosa (hairy vetch) is the source of this 1839-nucleotide messenger RNA. RefSeq lists its product as uncharacterized. The record is from RefSeq and is a predicted model, not a curated record. The transcript is spliced from 15 exons. The coding region runs from base 1 to 1839 and encodes 612 amino acids. NCBI's taxonomy places the organism in Eukaryota, Viridiplantae, Streptophyta, Magnoliopsida, Fabales, Fabaceae.